AUGUCUUCCACAGCGGUGACCAAGGGCAAAGUACCCAUCAACGGAACAGACGUUCCCUACGAGCUGCCAUGGGUGGAAAAAUAUAGACCAAACGUCCUGGACGAUGUCGUCGGAAACUCGGACACGGUGGAACGGUUAAAAGUCAUCGCGACAGAUGGAAACGUUCCUCAUCUCAUCAUCUCAGGACUACCAGGUAUUGGAAAGACUACAAGUAUUCACUGCCUCGCACAUCAACUGUUAGGAGAUGCUUACAAGGAGGGUGUGCUGGAAUUGAAUGCUUCCGACGAACGAGGAAUUGACGUUGUCCGGAAUAAAAUCAAGGCCUUUGCACAGAAGAAAGUCACACUGCCACCAGGCCGCCACAAGAUAGUGAUUCUAGACGAAGCCGACAGCAUGACGGCCGGUGCCCAACAGGCACUUCGCCGAACGAUGGAGAUCUUCUCCAACACAACGCGCUUCUGCUUGGCCUGUAACAUGUCAAAUAAAAUCAUAGAACCCAUUCAAAGUCGAUGUGCCAUUCUCCGGUACAGCAAAUUACGCGACGCAGAGAUCUUGCAGCGUCUUCUGGAGAUCUGUGAGAUGGAGAAGGUCGAGUACAAUGACGACGGCCUUACAGCGCUCAUUUUUACGUCGGAAGGGGACAUGCGUCAGGCAAUAAAUAAUCUCCAAUCAACAUGGUCUGGAUUUGGAUUCGUCUCCGGCGACAACGUCUUCAAAGUGUGCGAUCAGCCGCACCCUAUCAUUGUUCAGACCAUCAUCCGGGCGUGCUUGAAAGGUGAUAUCGACAUGGCUUUGGAAAGAAUGUCAGAGCUCUGGCACCAAGGCUACAGUGCUGUGGAUAUCAUCGUGACAAUCUUCCGAGUUGUGAAGACAUUUGACGAGAUACCGGAAUACACGAAGCUAGAGUACAUUAAGGAGAUUGGCUUCACACACAUGCGUAUUCUCGAAGGCGUAGGAACUUUGAUUCAACUCGGGGGGCUCAUGGCUCGUCUUUGUAAAAUUAACAUUAAGCCAGAGCUUUUCCGGCUAUGA
Heterobasidion irregulare TC 32-1 is the source of this 1032-nucleotide messenger RNA. RefSeq lists its product as uncharacterized. NCBI's taxonomy places the organism in Eukaryota, Fungi, Basidiomycota, Agaricomycetes, Russulales, Bondarzewiaceae. The transcript is spliced from 9 exons. Gene Ontology annotation, cellular component: Rad17 RFC-like complex; DNA replication factor C complex; nucleus. Bases 1 to 1032 code for a protein of 343 amino acids. The record is from RefSeq and is a predicted model, not a curated record. Gene Ontology annotation, biological process: DNA repair; DNA-templated DNA replication. Gene Ontology annotation, molecular function: DNA clamp loader activity; ATP hydrolysis activity; DNA binding.